Messenger RNA from Octopus sinensis (East Asian common octopus), 2373 nucleotides. Its product is annotated as ankyrin-1. The coding region runs from base 55 to 1140 and encodes 361 amino acids. Lineage: Eukaryota; Metazoa; Mollusca; Cephalopoda; Octopoda; Octopodidae. The transcript has 6 exons. Gene Ontology annotation, molecular function: protein binding. The record is from RefSeq and is a predicted model, not a curated record.
UUUCCUCCAUUUGUCUGUUUUCAAUAUUUUUAUAGAAUUUCCCUCUCGCUGGCGAUGUUAUCUUAUAGAGAUCUUCACGAAGAGAUCGAGGAUGCUCUGCUGGAAUACGAAACAUACGACAAGUCGUUCCCUUUGCAAAAUGAUCUCGAAGAAGCCGUUUCCCAUUUUGAUCUUCAGAAAGUCUGCAGAAUCCUUGACAAAGGCAUCGACUUGGAGAAUGCAACGAAACAUAGGACAUCGAUUCUCCAUUUGGUUCUGGAAUUGGCGGAGAAGGAGGAGGAUGUGUGGGACGAUGUUCAGCAAAUAUUUGAAAAACUCUUGGCAUUCGGUGCACCAGUUAACAAGCAGGACAGAUUUGGCCGGACACCACUUCACCUUGCGGUCAGUUGUGGUCAGUCAGCACAGAUAGUGAAGCAACUGAUAGAGAAGGGUAGCAAAGUUGAUAAACAGGACAAUGCCGGUUGUACUGCCCUCAUGAUUGCCUUCCUGGUGACCCACUACGAUAUCAUCGACAUCGUCACUCACCUCUUAGACUCAAACUGCCAGGUAAACCUUCGAGACCAGAACGGCUGCACAGCCCUCCACUAUGUCUGCAUGAACAAGAAAUAUGAUACAAAGACAAGAUUCCAGAUUCUCAACAAAUUAUUCAGUGCUGGGGCCAGAGUCAAUAUUCGAGACCACGAAGGUUACAGCCCUGUCUGCUAUGAACUGGACCAAGUGUUAAAGAAAUCUCAAGCUUCACAUGGAAAGUACACCAAGUGUGACUUGACCAUUCUCCGACAACUUCUUCAAGGUGGUGCCAUCAUUGAUUGCAGAGCCUACCAGAAACAGGGUGUUUGGUUGCGGAAUAUCCUCAAACAAAAUCUGAAUUUGUUGUAUUCUGUGUUGGAUGUUGUCACCCCAACUCAGCGCCACUGUAAACUGUUCCAAUUCCGGAGGUUUCUUACCUACACAUAUUCCAAAAAUGAUCAUUUCUGCCCAGACACCGCCAAGAAGCUCAUAGAACACAUGUACAGACCGAUAAACUUAAAACUUAUUUGUAUGACUUACAUCCGAGAUAUUAUAAAGGACCAACUCCACCAGCGAGUACAUCUAUUGGAGAUACCUAUAAAACUCCGACAUGAUAUUUUAAAUGUAUGAAGUAAAAUGCUGAAGCCUGGCCCAACCCAUCCUAGCUGACCCCUUAAGGGUUCGUGAAAAACUAGAUAUUAACACCAACCCUACCCCAACAGCCCUUUGAAUUCUCCAGUCCAACUCAGCCUAACUGGCUCUCUAAGGGUUCAUGGACUAUCAGAGAGUAACACCAGCUCUACCCCAACACUCCUUUGAAUUCCCUGGCCAGCUCAGCCCAUCUGACUCCCUAAGGGUUCAUGGACUAUCAGAGAGUAACACCAGCUCUACCCCAACACUCCUUUGAAUUCCCUGGCCAUUUCAGCUCAAUUGACUCCCUAAUGGUUCAGACUACCAGAGAGUAACACCAGCUCUACCCCAACUGUCCUUUAAAUUCCCAGGCCCAACUCAGCCCAACUGACUCCCUAAGGGUUCAUGGACUACCAGAGAGUUAACACCAACCCCACCUUAAGGGGCCUUUGAAUUCUUGUCUCAUCCACCAUAUAUAUUUAUGUUAAUGGUUUCUUAAGUGCUGGAUCUUCAACCCCACUCCCAGAGUUUAUAAAAAUUAGGGUCCUUACUCACCACAUGGGUUUAUAAAAUGCUUCAGGUUAAAACCAACCUUCAAGGGUUUUUAACAAUCUCAGUUUCAGCCCCAGUUUCCUGGGGUCACAUUUGAUUAAUUUGUUAGAGAUCUCACACCCACCACCACCACCACCACCACUAACCUCACCUCCCACAGCAGACCUUGCCACCACCAUCACCACCAUUUUCACUAUCACUUUCCAUUUCUGACUUUAUCAUCACAAGUGCACCUCUAUGUGGUCGACCUGACAUGCUAAAAAGAGCAAUCAAAGAGCAGGCAGUGGUGGUGGUGGUGGUGGUGGUGGUCAUAAUAGAAGUGGUACUGAUAUCCACCACACUAGAGGCUGACCUCUUUUUAUACCUGGUCAGCCAUCAGUUACAACCCUCUUACAGUGCCAAUGAAUGGCCGUCACUGGAUAACCGAUGACCUUUCUGGGUCAGUACACCUUCCCCCUACCCCACACACAUACAUCAUCACACAUUAUGGAUUAUACACCCAAGAUUAUAUACCCUGGCAUCUACUCGUGAGACAGACCUUCCAAAAGGUCCAGGGGUAUGGUUCUUUUGCCUGCUAGAAGUAACAGCUAUGUGUCAAAUCACUCUUCAACCAUCCUGUAAAAAAGGUUUGGACUGUCACAGCUGGAACACACAGUCAUAGAUCUGCUCAUUCGAGACUGA